AUGGUGCCUAAUGCAGUUUCUUGGAUUUUGACAUGUAGAUGCUAUUUGAAGUUGUAUGAUUCUCCGAAAUCAACAGCUGAAGGAGAUGAGGAAAUGUCAAAGCUACCUCCUUCUCAGAAGAAGAAAAUUAGAAGACAGAGAAAGGCAGAAGCCCGAGCUAAGAAAGAGGCAGAGAGUAAAAAUGAAGAAUCAAGCAGUGGUGGUGUCUCCAAGUCUGGUAAACGUAAUGUUAAGACUGCGGAUCCAGAUCCUCAUGGAGAGAAGUUACUGCAGGUUGAAGAUCCACUGUCAGAGGCAUCAAAGUACUUGAGGCUGCUUCAGAAGAACUCGCCUGAUUCUUUGGAGACACACUUGCUUUCUUUUGAAGUAAACAUGAGGAAACAAAAAAUUCUACUUGCUCUCCAGGCUGUAAAGCAAUUGGUAAGAUUGGACGCUGAGAACCCAGAUUCACACCGCUGCUUGAUUAAAUUCUUCCAUAAAAUAGGCUCAAUGAGUUCUCCUAUAACAUAUGCUGAGAAACUUGUUUGGAGUGUUCUAGAAGCGGAGGGCCCGACAAUCAGUCAAUUGUAUGGUAGAUCGCUGAUGGAGACAAACAAGUCCUUUCUUGAUAAACAUGGGGUUUCUUUGAUGCAUAGAGCUGCAGUUGCAGAAAUGAUGUGCGUUUUAGAUCCUAGUAAGAAAGCUGAGGCUGUUAAGUUAAUUGAAGACUCAACCAACAAUGUAGUGCCAAUAAAUGGAGCCUUGGGAUCUGUCAGUUCCUGGAAACUCAAAGAGUGUAUUGCAGCACACCAACUCCUCGGAACAGUUCUUGUUGAUCCUGAUGCAGCAUUUAGAUGGAAAGUACGUUGUGCUGAGUACUUCCCAUAUUCAACCUACUUUGAGGGCAAAUGCAGCUCUGCAAUGCCGAACUCGAUCUACAAUCAAACUUGCAAGAAGACUGAGAAUGGGAGUCCAAGUCAUCGUGAAGUUGGUCCAAAUGCUACCUCUCUUGUAUCAAAUGGGAAACUUGAGGGAUUCAAGGACCUGACCAUCUGAAUAUUAAAAACAUCGUUAUGAGCUGACAUGAGGUUGAAGAUAAUGGAGUGUGACGCAUAACUUAAGGAAGUCAUGGCUCAAAAUAUACACAGCCUUGAGGAGAGUGGGUUUCUUCGGAGGAUCAUGCUGAGGUUUUGCACAAAGUCAGUUGACCCAUAGAUUCUCAUUUUUCACCUGUUCUCCUGUUGUGAAAUGCAUUCCUUUGCAAAUGUGUAUAAUUUCAUUUCUUAUGUCGAAGGGUCGAUAAUUUUCCAUUUGCUCAUCAUUGGAUGAGAUCUGAGAAAGGUUAGUGCCUUGGGCUUGCCCGAAAAAUCUGAGAUUAUUUAAUAGGUUGGGGGAGCACAAGAGAUUUUUUUUUUUUUUUCAAAGUCCUGGUCGUACAUCCCGUCAGCAAAAACAAUACCUGGUAGAGUUGAUCUUUGGAGCAUGUUGUACUUGAUUAAUUUAAUUAGGCAUUUUACCUUGUAUAAACACUCAUAUUUGUGGAAAAUUUUGCAAGUGAAUCGAAUGCAUAGGGGUUGAUGGUUGUUGCAGCCAUGUUUGAAUUUUA
Molecule: messenger RNA, 1585 nt
Organism: Carica papaya (papaya)
Lineage: Eukaryota; Viridiplantae; Streptophyta; Magnoliopsida; Brassicales; Caricaceae
Source: RefSeq, a predicted model, not a curated record